Gallus gallus (chicken) is the source of this 961-nucleotide messenger RNA. Its product is annotated as translation initiation factor IF-2-like. The record is from RefSeq and is a predicted model, not a curated record. Lineage: Eukaryota; Metazoa; Chordata; Aves; Galliformes; Phasianidae. The transcript has 2 exons. The coding region runs from base 1 to 645 and encodes 214 amino acids.
AUGCAGGCCCUCAGCCGGAAGCGGCCCCGGCCCGGCCCCACGCAUGCGCGCUCCUCCCGAGCGGCGCUCGCACCGCUUCCCGCUGUGCUCGGCGCCCCCCGGGCCGGAGCGAGGCUGCGCGGCGGCCAUUGGCUGCGGGCGGCUCCUCCCCGCGCCUCGGGCAGCUCGGGCAGCUCGGGGCCGUGCGGGGACGGCCGUGCGGGGACGGCGAGCCCCGGGCCCCGCGCCGCCCGUGUGCGGGCCGUGCGAUCGCCGCUAACGGCCGGCCCCGCUCGGUGCGUUGCAGCCGGGAGCGCCUGGCACCGCGCUGACCGUCCGCCCGUGGAGCCGGCAGCGGAGGACGAGCGGCGGCACGACGAGGACCGGCACGACGACGACGACGACGACGACGACCGAGGACGAGCGGAGCCUGCGGACGGCCCUCAAGAAGCUGCGGCUGGACGCGGCGCGGCGGCACGAGGACGAGGAGGAGCAGCAGCAGCAGCAGCAGGACGACGACGAGGACGAGGACGACGACGACGAGGACGAGGAGGAGCGCAGCCUGCGGACGGCCCUCCAGGAGCUGCGGGUGGACGCGGCGCGGUGAGUGGCGCGGAGCGGUGCGCGGCUGUCGGUACCGCGCUCAGCAGAGACGGAGCGCUCUGACAGAUCUCUGGCGGGUCCCGUUUCUCACCGCUGAGUGCAGAGGAGCUCAGGGCUGCACACGCAAUUGUCGCAGCCCAUCACCUGAAGCUGCGGGGCCGAAUCGGGAUGCUGACGCCGUGCGCUGAGGCACCGCUGUAACGCGGCCCUCUCUCCUUUACCUCCUCCUCCCCCCUUCAUUGCUGCUGUGAACUACCUGGAUAUUCAGUGCGAUGCUGCCAGUAGCUCUGAUAGCCAGCUUCUGCACUGCAGCUCGGUUUGGAGUGGCAGUGGCCAAGACAAAGCACCUCCAGUAAAGCCCAGUCCCUUAAACACGGAA